Messenger RNA from Salvia hispanica, 2373 nucleotides. Its product is annotated as ABC transporter B family member 26, chloroplastic-like. Gene Ontology annotation, biological process: transmembrane transport. The record is from RefSeq and is a predicted model, not a curated record. Gene Ontology annotation, cellular component: membrane. NCBI's taxonomy places the organism in Eukaryota, Viridiplantae, Streptophyta, Magnoliopsida, Lamiales, Lamiaceae. Gene Ontology annotation, molecular function: ATP binding; ATP hydrolysis activity; ABC-type oligopeptide transporter activity.
GCCUAUAACUAGGAUGUGGGAAUUCCUUAAUAUGUGGCCGGAUGUGGGAAGCGUUUGAUGAUGGGGCAGGCGGAGUUUUUUGCUAGCCUUGGUAGUAUAUGGCUAGUCUGCAUCCUACUGCGGAGGCUCUAAAGCUGAGCUACUUCGACAUGGCUGCGCUUCGGACGGCAUUCCACCUACCUACCUACUUUAACGAUCGGAAUACUAACUCAAUUUCCAUAUCCAGAACCAGCCUACACUGUUCUAAUUCAUCCUCUGCUGAAAACCUACCUCCAAGUUCAAAUUUAUCCUACGCAAUUCGGCGAAUGUGCGUUUCUCACGCAAUCAACAAUCAUCGAGAAAAUUGUUUGGAGGAAGUAAAUGAAAAUGCAUUACGCAUAAUUGUGAAAUGGUUUGAGCUGAUUCGAGAUGUCUUCCCCGGCGGUCGUUGGUGGAAUUUGAGAGAUUUUGAGCAAAAUGUUGAUGGCUCGCCAAUUGCAGCGGAGCCGAUAACUGUUUUACAAGCUCUGCGAGAAAUGUGGGCGCUGUUAGCUGAGGAGAAAUGGAUUUUGUACACAGCGUUGGGCGCGUUGGCUGUCGCGGCGGUCUCAGAGAUAACAAUGCCAGGAAUACUGGCAGCAUCAGUUUUUUCAGCUCAAAAUGGUGAGAUGUUGGUGUUCUAUCAAAACUCAUGGCUUCUGAUUUUAUUGUGUAUCACAUCAGGAAUAUGCAGUGGGUUGCGAAGUGGAUGUUUUGCUGUUGCAAAUGCGAUUUUGGUUAAGCGUCUUAGGAAAGCUGUGUAUAGAUCUCUUCUUCUUCAGGAUGUAUCAUUUUUUGACACGGAAGCAGUUGGUGACUUGACUAGCAGGGUUAGUACAGAUUGCCAGAGGUUAUCUCAGACUGUUGGAAAUGAUAUACACAUGAUCCUUCGUAAUAUUUUCCAGGGAAUAGGCGCAUUUAUCUGCUUGAUGACUUUGUCAUGGCCUCUAGCACUGUCAUCACUAGUAAUAUGUUGUAUUUUAUCACUGAUUUUCCUAAUCUAUGGGCAGUACCAGAAGAAAGCAGCACUGCUUGCCCAAAAUUUCGUUGCCUCUUCCAAUGAAGUCGCACAAGAGACAUUAUCUUUUAUUAGAACUAUCAGAGCAUAUGGGACAGAAAAAGAAGAACUUCAGAGGUUCACACGAUGGAUCGAAAGAUUAGCUUCUGUGGGCAUGCGAGAAAGUGUAGCAUAUGGAUUAUGGACCCUUAGUUUCAGUAUUCUUUAUCGAUCAACACAAGUGUUAGCGGUUAUUUUUGGGGGAAUGUCUAUUUUGAGUGGUCAUGUGUCUACUGAGCAACUGACUAAGUAUAUUUUGUACUGUGAGUGGUUGAUCUAUGCUGCCUGGAGAUUGCAAGACAGCAUGUCAUCAUUACUUCAGUCUGUUGGAGCCUGUGCUAAGGUUUUUCAAUUGAUGCAUCUUCCACCAAGUAGUGAAUUCAUGUCUAAAGGAGUAAAAUUGCAGGGGCUGAUAGGAUGUGUUGACUUUGUGAAUGUAUCAUUUCACUAUUCGUCGAGGAAGAUGGUUCCUGUUCUGAAAAAUGUGAACUUCUCCAUAAAAGCUAAUGAAAUGGUUGCAAUAGUGGGCGCCAGUGGUAGCGGAAAAAGCAGUUUAAUCAGUCUUUUGCUGCGCCUUUACGAGCCUACUGAAGGAGAGAUACUUAUGAAUGGCGUUCCUCUGAGAGAGAUGGAUAUGGGGUGGUUGAGAGAGAACAUCGGCUACGUUGACCAGGAACCCCAUCUUUUCCACAUGGAUAUCAUGUCCAAUCUUACAUAUGGCUGCUCAAGAAGCAUCAUUGGAGUGGAAGAGAUCGAAUCUGCUACAAAGAAUGCCCAUGCCCACGAAUUCGUAUCCGCCCUCCCUCAGGGCUAUCACACCGUCAUUGACGAUAAUCUUCUAAGUGGGGGACAGAAGCAACGCAUAGCUAUUGCAAGGGCCCUACUCAGAGACCCCAUCAUCUUGAUUUUCGACGAGGCUACCAGUGCUCUCGAUGCAGACAGUGAAGGCUAUAUCAAAGAGAUCCUUCAAGUAUUGAAGAAGGAUGCAGAUAGACGAAUGACAAUGAUCAUAGUUGCACAAAGGUUGUCUACGAUAAAAGAAGCGGACAAAAUCGUGGUACUGGAGGAUGGCCAAGUAGUUGAGACGGGUACAUACACAGAGCUUCAUAACAAGAAUGGAGUGUUUUCUCGUUUAUUUAAAUUGAAGACAAACGCCACCCAUUUCGACUAGCCUGAGACGAGACCAAUUGGUACGCUUAAACUGAAUUCAGUUUACUAUAUAAUCUAUGUUCUUCAAUUAAAAUUGAACUGAUAUUUUCUCCAGUCUAGACUGUUAAAAAAAUACUCCCUCCAUCCCA